This is a messenger RNA of Eutrema salsugineum, 2263 nucleotides long. RefSeq names its product BEL1-like homeodomain protein 3. Bases 400 to 2007 code for a protein of 535 amino acids. NCBI's taxonomy places the organism in Eukaryota, Viridiplantae, Streptophyta, Magnoliopsida, Brassicales, Brassicaceae. Gene Ontology annotation, biological process: regulation of transcription by RNA polymerase II. Gene Ontology annotation, molecular function: RNA polymerase II cis-regulatory region sequence-specific DNA binding; DNA-binding transcription factor activity, RNA polymerase II-specific. The transcript is spliced from 5 exons. The record is from RefSeq and is a predicted model, not a curated record.
GUCAAAUUUUCUCAAAGAUGAUGAAACUGUUGAUAUUUGUUAGAGAUUAUUAUUUUAUUAAUUGUAAAAUCUGCGGUUUGUUGUCGAGGUUCCAAUGAUAAGAUGGGUUGGUUCUGUUAUUUGUGAGUGACAAAAAAAAGGAAGAAGGAAUUUUGGUUAUUAUAAUUGCAAUUAUUCAUCGUCUCUUGGGAUUGGGUGUCUUCUUCUCUUUUCUCUCUCUCUUUUUGUCUUCGACUAUUCGAAGCUCUUCUCUUUUCUUGUGUUCCCUGAUUCAGCCACAUCCACAAUCUCUCUUUUGUAGGGUUUUAAACUCUCUCUCAGGAAAUCUCGUUUUCAGACAAAACUUCAAUCGGAUGAGACUCACUGUAAUAACAUUUUGAUUACAAAAAAAAAAAAGCCAUGGCAGUUUAUUACCCAACUAGUGUCGGCAUGCAAUCUCUGUACCAAGAAUCCAUCUACCUCAACGAACAACAACAACAACAACAACAACAACAAGCUUCUUCUUCCUCCGCCGCAUCUUUAUCCGAGAUAGUCUCCGGCGGCGGCGGAGGCGGAGGCGGAAACUGUCUGGAUAUCCCUAACUCCGGUGGUGUACGCAACGAGAUGGUUUUUAUCCCACCAACAAGCGACGACGUCGUAGUCACAGGUCUCAACGGAAACGUGAACGGAAACGUAACGGUGUCAAGCAACGAUCUAAGUUUUCACGGUGGAGGACUUUCCUUAAGCCUCGGUAAUCAGAUCCAAUACCAUUACCAGAAUCUGUCCAACCAAUUGAAUUACAAUAAUCAGAAUCCUUCUUUGUCUGAUGAGAAUGGGAAGACCUUGAGCCAUCAUCAUCAUCAUCAUCAUACUCAAUCUGAGCAGCAAAUUCCUUUCUCUGGUUACAACAAUGGAGUCGGAUUCUACAACAAUUACCGUUACGAGACAUCAGGGUUUGUCAGUAGCGUUCUGAGAUCUCGUUACCUUAAACCAACACAACAAUUGCUCGAUGAAGUUGUUAGUGUCAGGAAAGAUUUGAAAUUGGGGAGUAGUAACAAGAAGACCAAGAACGAUAAAGGUCAAGACUUUACUAGUGGUUCGAGUGAUAACAACACAGCAAAUGAGAAAUUGCAGCAAGAGUUAUCUCCUUCAGAACGUCAAGAACUUCAGAGCAAGAAGAACAAGCUCUUGACAAUGGUCGAUGAGGUAGAUAAAAAGUAUAACCAAUAUUACCAUCAAAUGGAAGCUUUAGCUUCGUCUUUCGAGAUGGUAGCAGGUCUUGGAGCAGCUAAGCCAUACACAUCGGUAGCUCUGAAUAGAAUCUCCCGCCAUUUCCGCUGCUUGAGGGAUGCGAUAAAAGAGCAGAUUCAGGUGAUCAGAGGGAAGCUUGGGGAGAGAGAGACUUCAGAUGAACAAGGAGAGAGGAUACCACGUCUUAGGUAUUUAGAUCAGAGGCUGAGACAACAGAGAGCUUUGCAUCAACAGCUUGGAAUGGUAAGACCAGCUUGGAGACCACAAAGAGGCUUACCUGAAAACUCUGUCUCUAUACUCCGCGCUUGGCUCUUCGAGCAUUUUCUUCAUCCAUAUCCUAAGGAAUCAGAGAAAAUCAUGCUGGCGAAGCAGACAGGACUAUCGAAAAACCAGGUUGCAAACUGGUUCAUUAACGCGAGAGUUCGACUAUGGAAACCGAUGAUAGAAGAGAUGUAUAAAGAAGAGUUUGGAGAUUCAUCAGAGUUACCCAUUAACUCUAAUCAAGACAACAAAAUGCAGGAAACGACUCAACCCAAACACGAAGACGCUUCUUCGCAGCAACAGACUCAGGGAAACAACAACAUCGCAUAUACAUCUGAUGCAGAAGAAAACCUCGUCUUUGCAGAUCCGAAACCAGACCGUGCUGCUGGAGAUUACGACAGUUUGAUGAACUAUCAUGGCUUUGGUAUCGAUGAUUACAAUCGCUACAUUGGCCUUGGAAACCAGCAAGAUGGCAGAUUCUCUAAUCCCCAUCAGUUACAUGACUUUGUUGUCUGAAAAGUUUAUCAUUCUUGAAGCGCAAGAAAAACGCGCGCUUUCCGCAUUUUUAUAGAUAGGGUAUAUAUAUACACGAUAUAUAUCUGUAAUGUUUGUUGUGGCAUAUAUGAAAGUUAGAUUUUUGUGAAAAACUGUAGGUGUUAGUCUUUACAUUUGUAUAUGAAAUUGAGCCUUAUGUACACUUUGGUAAGCCAAUAUUGUAAUGUUUUGUGUAUAAAACCUUCUUGGUGGAUAAGCAAAUACUUUCAAGUGUGAA